This is a messenger RNA of Acanthopagrus latus (yellowfin seabream), 3310 nucleotides long. RefSeq names its product sterile alpha motif domain containing 1b (gene samd1b). The transcript has 7 exons. The coding region runs from base 492 to 2486 and encodes 664 amino acids. Gene Ontology annotation, molecular function: DNA binding; protein binding. The record is from RefSeq and is a predicted model, not a curated record. NCBI's taxonomy places the organism in Eukaryota, Metazoa, Chordata, Actinopteri, Spariformes, Sparidae.
CCCAGAGGUCAGACAUCCAUCACUGCCGCCUGAUGCGGAGUGGAGCCGUCACCCACCCAUCUGUUGACCGCCCGGGAUCAGCCUGAUUCGCCAUAACGCUCAAAGAAAAAAAAACACGACAUCCAGCGACUCGACCGUGUCCUCUGCUCGCUGUCGAUCUGUCUUUGUGUUAAGAUCCGACAUCGCAAACUGCGAGGUUGGCCAGGACGAGACUGCUAACAAAGAGAGCCGCUCCGAUGCGCCUAAAGCCAGCCCAUUCCACCUUAAAUGCCAUUCGCGUCUGCGCUGGAGACCUAGGCGCCAUCUUCGGUCCACCUUAAGCGCACAAUGUGGCCAACGAACGCAAGCGUACCAGCCGGGCUUCCGUCCUCGUUCUUCAGCCGGGGAUCGCACUCGGGCUUCCCAGCUUUGACACAGCGUCACUUGUGAAACAACGGAGGGGGAAGAAACACGCACUCGGGCCAAACCCCAUCCGCACCCGCAGGAAAAGGAUGUCCGAGCCCAAUAAGUACCGAGAGUGGAUCCUGGAAACCAUCGACUCUCUCCGCUCGAGGAAAGCCCGUCCGGAUCUGGAGAGGAUUUGUCGAAUGGUCCGGAGACGACACGGGUCGGACCCGGACCGAACCAGGACAGAACUGGAGAAACUGAUUCAAGAGCAGACGGUGCUCAAAGUUAGCUACAAGGGGUCCAUUUCGUACCGAAACGCGGCGAAGGUUCAGAGGAAAAGCAGAAAGAAGAGUGAGUUGACGGCCGCCGGCAGCAGCAGCAGCGGCAGCGGCGGCGGCGGCGCGGAGGCAGCGAGGGAGCGGACCAAACACGACCAUCUGAACAACAACGGCGACAGUGCGCACAGCUUCACCGACCAAGAGGAGGGAGAGGAGGACUCGGAGCCCAGCCCAGAGCCCCACACUCAGACAGCAGCCAAGAAGCUCAAGCCUGCCUCCAGCCCCAGUAGCGGAAACGGGUGCCUCAGCUCUGGCGCAACAACGGGCUGCGAUGUCGGGAGCGGCUGUAAAGAGGAGAAAGCAAGUGCACCGAGAGACAAGGGAUUAGGACGGCAGGGAGCGGGGGGCUGCCCGUCGCCAGGUCUCGGCCACAGAACCGGCGCACACGACGGCGGUGAUGGCAGCGGGGUGACACCGAGCAAAGCCGAUGCAGUUCGCGGGGGGAAAGAGUCGGGCUCGUCCGGGGCUGACACCCAGAACAAAACUUGCCCAGGGAGCGUCGGCAGCCUCCCUCCUCAACAGAAACAGAAGCAGCCUGCGCCUCCUCUCAAGCCCAAACUUCGCGUCGGAGGAGGGGGCACCAAAACAGCGGGGAACCACGCCAACUCCGACCUGGGCGACAGACUGGUGGCUUCUGUUCGCAGCCUGUCCGAGAGGAGCCUCCGGGGGGGCUCCGCCGCCGCGACCCGAGGCCACAUGAAGCCGCUCGGGCUGAAGGAGAUCCUGGGCUAUCUGAGCAGCCAGGAGCGGCUGUCGGAGGAGAAGCUGACCCGAGGCAAAGUCAAAGUGGUCAUGGAGAGAGAGGUGGCGAGGGGCAGGCUGCGCAGGACCCGCUGCGGGAACAUCACUCUUCCUCUGAGGGGGGUGGUGGUGGAGGAGCCGCCGCCGAAGAACGCGUCCGCUGACAGACUUGUGAAGAGCGCACUGCAGGACAAGCACACCGGGAGAAAGCCGCCGUCCCCCUCUCUCCAGGAGAACGAGCCAAUGCAGACAGCCAGCGAGGAAGAGGAACGGGAAGAGAACGAGGAAGAGGAGGAGGAGGAGGAGGAGGAGGAGGAGGACAAGGAUCCCCGGAGUUCUGAUGAGGAGGGAGGACUUUCCCUUGUAGCCAUGACAACCGAACCGGAGCUCAUUAAGAAAACCACAGAAGAAGAUGCUGAGAUCCAGACAGCAUCCGAGCAGGAGAGCCACGGCAGCAAAGGGCUACCCGGGCUUGAACCCCUCACCGGAACACCGUGCCCACCUGUUCAGGGUGCUCCCCCAUCGCAAAGUAACAGUGCACACCUGCAGGAGGAGGAAGACAGAGCCGUCGUCCCUGAUCGGCUGCAUGUGGAGGCGCAAAUGCAGCACGACAGAAUUGACCACAGCUCCUCAGGCUUUAACAGCUCGGACUCUAAGACAGAGGUCGGCGUGUCGUCCUGCCUGCUCACACCCACGGCCUCCCCGAGAGACUCCGGCGUGUCUGAGGAACGAGGGAUGAAUGGAGGAGUUAGCAGUGGAGGGUUUAUAAAGUCCGAGGGGGCGAGUGGGAGCCCGGUGGACUGGACAGUGUCUGACGUGGUCAGUUAUUUCACAGCAGCAGGUUUCCCUGAGCAGGCCGCUGCUUUCAGGACCCAGGAAAUCGAUGGCAAGUCCCUUCUCCUCAUGCAGCGCAAUGAUGUUCUGACCGGCCUGUCAAUCAGGUUAGGCCCCGCCCUCAAGAUCUAUGAGCGCCACGUGAAGGUUCUGCAGAAAACGCACUUUGAGGAAGAUGACUGCUAACAACAGACACAUGAAAUACACAGAGAGAGACUGGUAUGUCUGUAUCUACAUAUAGCUCAAGUAACCAUAUAGAAAUGCAUGCAUGAUAUACAAUAUGCACUUCAUUUUUCAUCUCGAACAGCGUGCGCAGAGAAACAUGCGCACACACACACACACACACACACACACACACACACACACACACACACACACACACACACACACACACACCUCUCUUUCUAUCCCUCUUGGCCCUCUGCUCUGGUCCAGAAACAACACACAGAAAUGAGACUGUACUUCCUGGACAACAAGGAUUCAAGCAGAGCUCAAAUGUUUGGGGGAGAAAGUCGAUCCAUGACAUUUUGAGACGCUGAAAACCAUGCAAUUCCAAUUUUUUUAUUUACAGCAUUUAAGCACUUUGCAAUUUUUUCGAUUAAACUGUGCAAGAUGGUUUGUUUUUCAAGGGGCUGCUUUGUGCCGACCCCUAUGCACAUUCUGAAAGAGGUCGUGGAAGGUACUUUGUGUGGUUCAGUUUUUGAGGCUGUGAUGCAAAGGUAUGUUGGUCAUGGCUGCGUGUUUUGCCAUUGUGCACAUGCUUUACAUGUGUGUGGAGGCUUGACAGAGGAUGUUGGAUUGAACAGGAAAAAAAAAAAUCAGAAGUUGACCAGAUUAUAUACUGUACAUUCCCAGAAACUGGAGAGGCGAGCGCACGCGACCUUGUGUAAUCGGUCGUUGGUCUAAGCAAUAAGCUGAUAAUUCCCCUCCAUGUUGGCCCGUAGAUCGGCAGGUGGUUGGUUUUCAAUGUUUCACAUGAACAUCUAUUAAAUAAAUGCUUUUGUAAUGUC